AUGUUCCGAUUAGGUGGACAUAUUGAGUGCUUCAAAAGUCAUAUAGUACAUGUGAGAAUUAGAACGGCCUACGGUGAAGUGAUUAUCAUGAAAAUUCAGACUAAACCUGUGAUCACAAACGGUUUUCCAAGUGUAAACCUAAGCCCAGCUGACAUCGAAUUUCUGGAAGAAGUCAAUAUUUGUCUGGCAAACACAAAGCUUAGAGGGGAACACCUCAUAUUUGGUUUUAUUUUACAUAUUUUAGUAGGACUAGACUUCUAUCAUGAUCUAGUAACUGGUCCUUAUCACUUAGUAGAGACCCACAGCGGUCUACAUAUCACAAAAACCGUAUUCGGACCUGCGAUUUACGGAAAAGGAGUUGUUGAUGCAGAGGACAAGAAAGAUAAUCUGUGCUACGGACCUACUGCUGUACACGAAAACAGCGAACAAGACACAAUUCUCAACACCAGACCGCCUAAAAAAUGUGAUACUGAUGUCAUCACAAAACUUCUUCCACUUCCCAUUGAUUUAUUGCAAGAACACAUUAUAUAUUCUAACCCAAAUGGAAGUGCAUUGCAUGAACAAAUAGAUCAAGAACAUGAUCCAACGCUCAUUGAAACAGAAAAACAAGCGUUUGAAGAGGAAAUAAUUAGACAAAAUUGGCCGUACGGCAAAGUAAUGGAGGUCAUGACUUCUGCUGAUGGCCUAAUAAGGUCAGCAAAACUCAUGCCAAAUCAGAGGAUCAUUCAACGUUCACUCAACAAAAUUUUCCAUCUAGAAAUACGAAGCUGCGCAAAAGUUCAGAACCAGAACAGCGACGAUACAGUCUUUGAGGAACCUUCAACAAGCAAGAAAAGACAUAACUUGACUCUCGCAUCAAAGCAGGCCUUGGCCACAAAUUCUUGCUUUGCUCUUCCAGAAGACCGCAGUCGCCCACGAAGCGGCCAUACAAGAAGUAAGCACUAUCUCAACGCCAACCGUCAUCGUCAUCAGCAAGUCACCGGCCGUCAUCAACGCACCUGCAUCAGGUCGAACUCUCAAGCCAUCAUCAGCAAUUCACUAUCGAGAAGCCACUUCAACGUCAACCCAUCACCCACACCACUCCACAAACUCCGCAACAGUCGAGCCGUACGAAAGAAAAGAUUUGUCGAACUAGAAUUUGUUGUCGUAAUUUAUUAA
Molecule: messenger RNA, 1158 nt
Organism: Necator americanus (New World hookworm)
Lineage: Eukaryota; Metazoa; Nematoda; Chromadorea; Rhabditida; Ancylostomatidae
Exons: 1
Coding region: 1-1158 (385 amino acids)
Source: RefSeq, a predicted model, not a curated record